Molecule: messenger RNA, 3839 nt
Organism: Herpailurus yagouaroundi (jaguarundi)
Lineage: Eukaryota; Metazoa; Chordata; Mammalia; Carnivora; Felidae
Gene: ETAA1
Product: ETAA1 activator of ATR kinase
Exons: 7
Coding region: 149-2830 (893 amino acids)
Biological process (GO): positive regulation of protein serine/threonine kinase activity; regulation of DNA damage checkpoint; DNA damage response
Cellular component (GO): nuclear replication fork
Molecular function (GO): protein serine/threonine kinase activator activity
Source: RefSeq, a predicted model, not a curated record
ACCAAUCAGCGGCCGCCUCUUACGAGCGCCCCAUCGGCCAAAAUGGCGGCGGCCGUUGGCGCGGAGACCCGCUUGUAGUUUCAUUGCUUUACUCCUCCCGUUACAAAAUGUGAAAGGAGGAGCGGCUGGCGGAGGGGGGUUACAGGCAAUGAGUCGGCGAAGGAAACAUGGGGACAGCCCUGGCCUGAAGAGCACGCCGCCCAAAGCGGCGGCGGCUGAGGAAUGCAGCUCGGUGGUCGAGCCAGGGAAGAGGCGGCUGAGGUCGGCCCGCGGCUCAGGGCUCCGCAGGGCCGGAGAGAGGUCUCCCCGGCCCGUGCCACAACAAGAGCAGCCUCCAGCAGCCGCUUCGUGCAGUAAAAGUAACCCCGAGGCUUUGGUGAUGUCUCACCUGAUUACGAAUAAGCCGGAAGUUCCUGUGUAUGCUGGCCCUCAAAGUAGGAAACUAAGGGCCCCCGAAUAUUCUGAAAGGUAUGAAACACCAAAGAGAGUGCUGAAAAUGGAUUUAUUGUCAUCUACCUUCAGUUCUCCUAAUGAUCCAGAUGGACAGAAUGAUAUCUUUUGGGAUCAAAAUUCUCCAAUGACAAAACAGUUAGGUAAAGGAAGAAGCAAACAGAUUUACACUACUGAUAGUGAUGAAAUCUCACAUAUUGUUAAUCGUAUUGCUCCUCAGGAUGAAAAACCAACAACAAACUCCAUGCUAGGCAUGUGGAUUGGUGCUUCUGCUAUUCCUUGUACUCCUAGUGUAGCAAAAGGCAAAUCAAGAGCAAAAAUCAGCUGCACAAAGUUGAAAACACAAAAUCAAGAGGAAGAACUUAUGAAAUUGGCUAAGCAAUUUGAUAAAAAUAUGGAAGAGCUAGAUGUGAUUCAAGAGCAAAAGAAGAGAAAUCAUGAUUUUAUUCAGACAAUUUCAGAAGCAGAGACUUUAAGUAAUUAUAAAGAUAAUGUACAGAUGCAGUUAUUACAUGAUAUAGUUCCAGAAAUAGAUAAUGCUAUAAUGAAGAACCCAAUGGAAGAAAACACCAAAAUGUCUGUGAUAAAUGAUCAAAAUAGCAGUCAGAAGCCAUUUGACCAAAAUGCUGAAGCAGCCUUUAAUGCCAUUUUUGAUGGCUCUACUCAGAAAUGUAGUGGACAGUUCAGCCAAGAUCUGUCAGAUGCUUUUUUGAACACCAGUAAUACUACCUUUGGAAAGAAAAGCGCUUUGAAAAAGGAGAAAAUCAUUACUAAUGAAACUCUGGUCACUGAAAAACUGCCAGAUAAAACCCCAGGAUCACUUUCUUGUCAAGUAGAUACUCUUGGAAUGACAAAUCCAUGUGUGACUUCUUACACUGAGAAGCCAGAAGCUUUUAAUAAACACCUUGAUGCAUUUCCUACCAGUGAUUUUGAGGAUGAUUGGGAAAACUUACUAAAUAAUGAACCUUUUGUUAUGCAAAAUGUCAAAAUGUAUGAACUUUCCCCAGCUCCUAAAACAGCCCAGAUUGCUGAUCAAAAGAGUAUUUGUAACUUUAACAAUAAGUGUGAUAAACAUAAGUCAAGAAUGAAUACAAGCCUAGGUGCCAGGUUAAGGGAUUCAAAAAUUGUACAAGAUCUCCCUUCAAAGACACAUAACAAGGAAUUAAUAGAUUCUGGAAAAUACAGUUUUUCACUAAAUCCAAAUGAUGAACCAAACAAAUUGCCAUCCAGUGGAUAUGUGAUGAAACUUGAGAAAUCUUUCAAUAAAAUUGUUCAAGACUGUUCAGUUGCAUCUAAUCUGACAAAAGUAAAAGAAGAUAUGCAUACUAAAUUUACUUCUAAUGUAAAUACUUUUGAAAAGUCUACUUUGAACACAGGAUAUUCUAAUGAACAAGAAAAUAAGUCCAUUUUUAAUCAGUCUUUUAAAGCACCUGCUAAUAUAAAUCCUUUUGGCUCUGCAACUUUGGGCAAUGAAACCAGUGUUUAUAAUACAAAUCAGACUAAUGCAUCAAAGUUAGGUUCUUUCUUUGAUGACUGGAAUGAUCCAUCAUUUGCCAAUGAAAUUGUUAAAGCAUGCCAUCAAUUAGAGAAUACCUGGGAAGCAGAUGAUGUAGAUGAUGAUUUAUUAUACCAAGCAUGUGAUGAUAUUGAAAGACUAACUCAGCAACAAGACAUUAGAAAGGGCAGCAAGAUACCAGAAAGUACACUUGAGAUCAAUAAUAGUUCCAAACAUGGAGCCAAAAACAUAUUUACUACAUCUAAACAAGAAAGUCAGUUGGUGCAAUCAAAACAUUUGAAUCUCAGCAGCAUUUCAGGGCACACAUCUUUCACAAAUAGCUCACAAUUAAAUAAACCAGUAAAGAUGGAUAAAAGGGAAAUCUGUGGAAAUUCUCCAAGUUUUUUAGGUGCUACAACAAAUUUGACAAUAUACUCCAAGAACUCAAAUUGUCAUAUCAAUAAUCUGCAUUUCUCCUGGAAUAACACUGAUGUUCCAAUACAAGUGAAAAGUCCACAGUCAGUUCUUACGGGAAGUUCAAGUUUGAAUGUGAGUUCAGAUUAUAGGAAUACAGAAACUGCUACUUAUAAGAAGAAAUUAAGUACUCAGCAUCUGUCCCAUAGGAGCACAAGAGAUGCAGAUCAGAGUGGCCUUAACAGAACAGUUAGAUUUCCUAAGUAUACAUUUACAAAGAUGAAAAAUUCUCAAAUUCUUUCCCAGUUUAAUCAAAAUUGUCUACCAGGAAGUAUUUCUGAUACCAAAAUUACACAGGGUUUGGAGAAAAAUAAAACUCCUGUCCAUUCGUUUUGUGGGAGGGCUAUUCAACAACAGUGUUUGGUGAAACGUUCUGAAUCUUUGAAACAACCUUCAAAAGUUUGCAAUUAAGUAUUGAUUAUUGUCUGUCUUAUCUGUGAAUACCUAGACCUACCACAGCAUCUCCCACAUAGAAGAUGUUUAGUAAGUAUCUGAAUGAAUAUCAUGUAAUAUAAUGUGAAAAAUCUGUUAUUCACUGAUACUGUAAUCUUUUUUAAAAGGCACUGUAUCUGGCAUAACUACUUGUACUUCCUAAUGUCCAGUUCUUUCUCACAGCCUUACAUUUUUACAGAUGCUAUUUACUUCACCGAAACAUAGUACCCCCACAUGCAUAUACCAAAUCUGCCUGGCUAUUUUCCAUUUGUCCUUUAAAACACAGUAUGUUUUUAUUCAGCUCAAUAAUUUAGGUUCACUUUCUCUGGGUUUCUCCAAUACCCAGCUUUAACUUCUGUUAUAGCAUUUACUAUGCUAGCUUGUAAUUACAGAUGUUUUUUAAUCAGUCUCCCUCACUUCAGGCUAAUAUUAGGAUUUUUAUCUAUUAUGUAGAUCAGUGCUAAUAAGGUGAGGGAGAUUUUAUCUUCUUUUAACAUUACAUCAUUGUUUUCUGUUUAGAUUCUAGAUGGUGCUUUUGUUGGCAUUACUGCUCAACUUUCCUAUUUAAGUGAUUUUUUUUUUUAACUCGUAACAGUAAUAUGCUCGUUGUUUAAGAAGAAAGCAGAGUAAAUUAAUUUGAAGUGAAAAAUUAAAUUCCCAGUUUCUCUUUUUGCACAGCCAUGCCUCAGGAAAACCAUAGCUAACAGUUUAGAAUACAUCAUUUAACAUUUUCUGUGCAUAUAAAAAUGUCCGUGUGUGUGUGUGUGUGUGUGUGUGUGUGUGUGUGUGUGUGUGUGUGUGUAUGCAUGCCUAUACAUCUAUCAGAUGGAAUUAUAUGCUAUGUACCUACUAUUUGGCAACUUGGUUUUGCCUUCACUUAACAUAGCUAUCUUUUCCAGUUUUGUUUUGUUUUUUUGUAAUGUUUAUUUAUUUUUGAGAGAGAGAGAGAGAGAGAGACAGAGUGCAAUUUGGUGAAGGGCAAAGGGGC